Messenger RNA from Tricharina praecox, 3173 nucleotides. RefSeq lists its product as uncharacterized. The record is from RefSeq and is a predicted model, not a curated record. Lineage: Eukaryota; Fungi; Ascomycota; Pezizomycetes; Pezizales; Pyronemataceae. The transcript is spliced from 8 exons. Gene Ontology annotation, biological process: DNA repair. Bases 197 to 2707 code for a protein of 836 amino acids.
CGGUCUUUUGAGCAAGUAGUGUGCUCGCCGCCAUCUAUAAAGACCCCCCGGUCGUCCCAUCUUCUGGUUUUUUUCAUCCCAUCCUCCUCAAUCCUUCAAUCCUCCAUAGAUCCUUCACAACCUCCGACAAUUUCCUUCCACAAUUUCCUUCCACACAUUCCUUCCACAGUUUCCUUGCACCCAAAUAAAGAACACAAUGGAAUCAUCAUCUAUUCCAAAGAGCCUCAACGGCGAGACUGGUUCUCUGGAACUGGUUUCUAGCCCGCUCUCCAGCCCCCCAUCCACCAUUCUGACGCCUGUAUUUGGGCCGAUCAAUGAAGUCAUGGAGGAUAUGAUGGACAUGGGGGAUUUCUCUGUGUCUGAUCACGAAGAUGUCACUCCCACUACAUCUAAUCUCGAAGAAGAUGUCGCUCCCACUGCAUCUAUACUCGAAGAAGAUGUCACUCCCACCACAUCUAAUCUCGAAGAUUUCGCUCCCGCCACAUCUGAUCACGAAGAUGUCGCCCCCACCGCUGAGUUCGGCAAUAAUGUGCUGGGAAAUACCACUGCAAUGGAGGUGGACACACCCGUCACUGGUUCAUCCAUCAACCAAGCUAAUCCGGAGACGCUUGCGGAUGACAACCACGGCCCAAAUAAACCUCGACCGUGCACCCAAUGUCAAACCCACAAGAAAUAUUGCGAUAGACAGAUUCCUUGUGGGUCUUGCAUCGCGAAAAAGACGCCACACCGUUGUGAGAGGGCUCCGACGACGUCGACUCGUGUACCGCAGGUAAAAGCAAAUCGAGGUAUCAAGCACAAGGCCAGUGCGGUACCCCUCGCAGGAAACCCCCACAAGCUCUUGAAGAAAGACAAUACCGAUAUCAGCAAGGAUGUUCCGAAACCGGCUACAAAACCGCCCGGAUUGCGUCUACCAGACAUCUGGUGCGAAACGCGCCAAGAGCUUUGUGAAGGGCUUCCUUACUACCGAGCUUACCAGAGCGGUGCAUACGGCCAUGAUGGCGUGGUCCAUGGGUACCUUCUGGAUGGCUGUCCGUCCGAGCGGGAGUUCAUGAGCGGCAAGGUGGUCAUGUCGCACUGCGGAGGAAAAUCAGAGGACGCCGGAAAUGGGAUGCGAAAGCUGCGACAGAACCAAACCGUGGACGACAUCAGGGUCAAAUCUCUUCUGACAAACAUGCAGAACCAGAUCCCUCUCGUCUUGUUGAUUGGGAACCAGUGCGGAGCCAGCCCGAGCCAGCUCCAUCACCGCUAUGCGGUGAUGGACUGGUUCAAAAUAACCCACGCCUGGGAGGAGCAGUGCACUCUCAGCAAGUUCACGAGGUGGAGGUUCCGCUUCGAGAAACUUGAUUUCUCGACCGAUGGCUGGUGGGCCACGGAGGUCUCGGAGAUCGAUCGAGAGGCCCAGGUCAAGGGGGCGGUCUGCCUUGUCUGUAAACAAGAGUCCCCACAAGUCUAUGCACAAGGGUGGAUGUGCAUGAAUUCCCUAUGUCCACUGUGGUGGAAGAUGGAUGGUGUGAGUCCUCCACCAGUCAAUCUAGUCUAUGACUAUGAUUUCCUCAAUGCCCGGACCCCUUGGGAUGAAGGGUCCGAGGUUCCUCCUUCACCCCUCAAGCCUGUCAUGGACGUGGACGACGACGGGGCUUUGGCGCUUGAUGACGUCUCUCGUAAGUGCUGGAAGGGCCUUUGCUGUACGAAAUGCGGCCGUCUGAGCUGCAGGGAGUUCUGGGACUGCUGGAAAUGUGCGAACUGCGGCGACCGGGUCUACCCGCAGCGGAGACCCAUCUUCACACCGACACAACUCGCGGACCCCCACCGCGUCAUCUACACCGGCCCCGCCGUUCCACAGAACAGCGCUGGAGACGGUAUCGCAUAUUCCCGUGUGGUGAAGGAAGGCUUCACCAUCAUGCAGUACGAGCUCCCGGGUUGCGGGACCGUUACUCACAUGCUUGCCAAUAAGGCAACGAACGGGAGAUUUCAGGACGCGGACUGGCUGCUGUCCGAGUACCAGCAAGCGAACCUCCCUUUCCGUAGGUACACCAUGCAGACUGUGUCCGGGUUGACGAGGACUGCCCAUUUCACGUACAACGUCGGCGCCCAGUACAACUACGUGGCGAACCAACCGACCGUCACUUUCGAGGAGGCCCACCCCGUUGUACGGAGAGCUCGCGAACUCCUCACUCUGAGGGUUCAGAUGCUCUACCCUGAUGUGGAGUUUAACGAGGUUCUCAAUGUGGGGUACAUUGAGAACCAGAAGAUGAACUUUCAUCAGGACGGUGAGAAGGGCCUCGGGCCGACAGUCGCAUCCAUUUCGCUAGGGUGUCCGGCCAUCAUGGAGUUUCGCAUCAAGGCGAAAAACUCGAAGCGAGGGCGGAGGGAGCAUAGGUCUCCCAGCGAAAAGGAAGACGACGACGAAGCUGUGGCCAAGGCCGCUGAAGAGAGGUGCGAAAAGAAGCGGGCGCGCCUGUCUUUGAAACUCAAUCACGGAGACAUCGUGAUCAUGCACGGCGCGAGGAUACAGACCAUAUGGGAGCACGCGGCCAUUCCUACCGGGCGUUUCAGGAUUGCGGCCACCGCGAGAUACAUUUCGGAGGAGAAUUCUAAGAAGCCGCGCCCCAAGCCAACCAUUAAGGCUGAACCUUCCGCGUCCGAAGAGGACCUCGACAUGUCGUUGAUCCCCGAGAUUGGCACGACCACCGAUGCCUCCGAUUGAGCAUCACGAAACUUUCGGUUUUCUAUUUUUUUCCGAGUCGACAUGAUACGCACAGUUCGCUCAUUCUGAGUCAGAACUUUACUUGAUUCGAUGACUAUUCUUUCUACUACUAUUUACUUUUACUUGGGGAUUACAACGGAGUUCGGGGAUACGGGAUUGGCUUGCUUUUUACUGGUUUGCGAGGGAUGCGGGAUUGGCGUUGCUUGAUCUUAUUGAUUUGAGAUGGAUGCGGGAUUGGCUUGCUUGCUUCUUACUGAUUUGAGAGCGAUGCGGGAAUAAUUUGCUUUGACGAUUUGCAUUUUGCCUUAUUUUUUUCUUCUUCUACGAUUUGCUUCUGCUUUUACGAGAACAACGAGGGGGAAAAGGGGGAUUGUUAGAGAUGAUCAUGAUGAGAUGUUUUUUCUUUCUUUUACUACCUGGACACGACGAUAGCAGGUUCGGGUUCAGGUUCAUGAGCAGCUGGAUG